Molecule: messenger RNA, 1131 nt
Organism: Rosa chinensis
Lineage: Eukaryota; Viridiplantae; Streptophyta; Magnoliopsida; Rosales; Rosaceae
Product: ABC transporter B family member 11-like
Exons: 6
Coding region: 271-786 (171 amino acids)
Biological process (GO): transmembrane transport
Cellular component (GO): membrane
Molecular function (GO): ATP binding; ABC-type oligopeptide transporter activity
Source: RefSeq, a predicted model, not a curated record
GUGGGCGUGUGACAUGUUGUUAUAUGUGUUACUAUGAUGAAAAUGAUGGAGUACAAUAGACCACUGGUGUGUGCAACCAUGCAGAUAAUUCCAGACAAGGAUCUGUGGGCGGCUGCAUUGCAAUUUUCAAGCAGCAGAAUAGAGGGCCUGAAAUGAUAUUUGCCCAAAUUACCCACAUCCUAACGAAUGUGGGAGCAACUAAGCAGAAGAAAGGAAGAGGGGAAGAGGGCUAGAAUGGUAUUUCAAUCGUGAUACUGCCUGUAGGUUGAUAUGCUUGCUUAUAAAGCAAUGCUUGCGUGGAAGUACAGCAAAUUCAUCAUCCCAUUUCCAGAUAAGUGCUGUGAUCUUAUCACUCAAGUGGGAAGCAUGGCUGAGGAGAAUCCUUCAGUUGGAGAUGUAAUCACCAAGCAAUAUACUGCACCAAAUAAGCGCUCAGCAGUGGCGGCGGUUUCCAAAGAAUGUGAACAAAAUAUAAGCAAAAGCAAGGAGGAUGGAACAAAUACAGUACCAUAUUACAAGCUUUUCUCCUUUGCUGACUCCCUGGAUUACCUGUUAAUGUCUGUUGGUACAAUCAGCGCCAUUGGAAAUGGACUCUGUAUGCCUCUAAUGACCAUUGUCACGGGAGAUGUGAUUGAUUCAUUUGGAGAAAUUAGGAACAUCAAGGAAGUGUCUAAUGCAGUUUCCAAGGUAGCUUUGAAGUUCGUUUACUUGGCUCUGGGGGCUGCUGCUGCAUCAUUUCUACAGAUGUCUUGCUGGAUGAUCACUGGAGAGAGACAGGCUGCAUGAAUACGAAGUUUAUACUUGAAAACCAUACUAAGGCAAGAUGUCGGCUUCUUUGAUCAAGAAAUCAACUCUGGGGAAAUUGUUGGAAGGAUGUCAGGUGAUACUGUGCUCAUUCAAGAGGUGAUGGGUGAGAAGGUAGGAAGUUUUAUCCAGUUAGUUGCAACGUUCAUAGGGGGCUUUGGUAUAGCAUUUUUUAAGGGAUCACUUCACACCCUUGUCAUGCUAUCCUCAUUCCCCCUCUAGUCUUAUCUACUGCUGUCCUGAACCAUUUCAUAGUCAAAUUGGCGUCCCAUGUACAAGCUGCAAAUUCAGGAGGAGCAAAUGUGGUAGAGGAGACAAUUAGUUCAA